This is a messenger RNA of Parnassius apollo (apollo), 708 nucleotides long. NCBI's taxonomy places the organism in Eukaryota, Metazoa, Arthropoda, Insecta, Lepidoptera, Papilionidae. The record is from the annotation of a GenBank genome assembly.
AUGGCAAAUACUGCUCAUUUAAUGAGGCGGCAGAGCUCGCGGGAUCUUUAUGCCCAACGGUCCCUGGAUAGAAUGGAGAUGAAGGAAUUGCGUGGGCGUUUAGUUACUAUGGAGAACGGUCAUCCAUCACACCGUACUCAUGUCAUGUAUGGUGCAACUAAUGAGGCUUUCGAAGACACCAGUCCCAACAGACAAUCUUCAGAGACUCCAACUAGUAAAGCUAGUUCUGGUGAGGAUCGAGUUGUUAAGCCCGAAGGGGUAGAAUGCGAGAGAGAGUCGUGGGACAGUAAACUCACUUUUCUCCUUGCCACCGUUGGCUACGCAGUUGGGCUGGGUAAUGUAUGGCGAUUUCCAUACCUGGCACAGAAAAAUGGUGGUGGUGCAUUCUUAAUACCUUACUUUGUAAUGUUGGCAAUUGAAGGCAUACCAAUAUUUUAUCUGGAGUUAGCCAUCGGGCAACGUCUGCGGAAAGGUGCUAUUGGCGUUUGGCAUCAAGUGUCGCCAUAUCUUGCUGGUAUUGGGAUAAGUUCAGCUGUGGUCUCAUUCAACGUUGCACUGUACUACAACUCUAUCAUAGCCUGGUGUUUGUUCUACUUCGCGCAAAGCUUCCAAGCGGAGCUGCCUUGGUCUGAAUGUCCGAAGAAAUACUUCAGCAAUGGAUCGUACAUCCCCGAGCCCGAAUGUGCUGAAAUUCUUACUUUAGAAUAA